GACUAGUGUUGUCUUUGUCUCGGCGGCAAUGACAGUAGUGACGUGGGAUUGUGUCUCACCUUGGGAGAGUUGUGAUACCUAGUGGCUGAUGUUUUGUCUCUGUUUUAAAGGCGGCGGCUGCAGCGAUGCUGGUGGUAGUUGUUGGGAUGUGGUGCUCUUCUUUGCUCUGCGCUGACUGAAGAACUAUGAUUGGUCAUAGGAGGUUUUCUUUGUCAUGUUUUGAGUUGAAGUGGAGUGCUUCUCAUGUGUCUUUUUAUUGUUGUUUCUAUGUUCGUCCUCCGUGUUCUCUCCUGGUUUAUGCUAUGGUAUGACUUACAGUUUGUAUGGGUGUCAAAUGACUAUGAUUUUGCUCAUAUAAGGCUUCUUUUGACAAUUGGGAUGUUCUGCGGUCCUCUCCUGUGGGUUUACUAUUUGGGGUUUCUACGGUCCUCUCAUAUGGGUCUAUUGUGUUGGUCUCUAGUUACGGUUCUCGUCGGAGGUCUUUGUGUUAGGUUUUGUUUUUGACUUGUUCUUUUAUUGUAAUGGUCCAAAGUGACCUGAAUUGGACUCUCAUGUUAGUCCAUGACAUGUGUGGUACUCUUUCCUCCCAUGGAAUUUGUCACAUGAGGUUGUUCUAGGAAGGUUUUAACGAGGCCACUAUAUCAUGUCGCUCUUUGUACUUCUGUGGUUUUAUGAAUGAAUUUCUCCUUCUCAAAAAAAUAUCCUUAAUGGGUGUAUUCAAUUUAGAUCUUCAAAGAUUUUAAAGAAGUUUAAAAAUUUAGGUGCAUUCAAUCAUGAUUUUAUAGAAGUCUAUAUAAAAUGGUCGAUCCAAUCCAAAUGUAAUCCAUUUACUGGCCCGUUCAUUUUUAGGGUUUCACAACCUAUAAAAAGAGUUUGCCUUUGCAUAUUUUUUCUUUACAGUUUCCAUACAGCGAAUUAGAGCAAGUCAUAAUACAAUACACAAAGUUGCGGGCUUUAUUGUGGUUGAUUGGUUAAUGGCUUGUUGCAUGUCUAUUGUAAUAGCAAGGGCGUGAGUAUGACUAUCUCCUAGCUAGUAUGGUAAGUUGAGUUUGUAUGAUAUGUGAUAUGAAGGGAACAUCACCAGGAAGAGGAAGGGAAGAGAUUUGGAUCGAUCGACGACAUAAGAAAAGGAAGGAAGCAGUAGCAGGGAUGGAUUUCAUCAGCACGUUGCCUGCAGAGUGCAUCUCCCACAUCGUUUCCUGUACAACCCCUCUGGAUGCGUGCAGAUCAUCCCUGGUCUCUUCCCUCUUUCAAAUUGCUGCGGAUUCUGAUAUCGUGUGGGAGAGAUUUCUUCCCCAAGACCAAGAUUAUAAGGAAAUCAUUUCCACUUCUUCCAACUCCUUGUCCAAGAAGGAUCUCUACUUUCAUCUUUGCAAACACCGCAUCAUCACAGGCAAUGGUAACAUGAUCACGGCGUUACAAAAGCAGAGUGGCAAAAAGAGUUAUAUGGUAGGGGCAAGAGAGCUUACAGUUAUAUUGGAAGAUACACCAAAAUGUUGGCAAUGGAUAUCCAUACCAGAGUCUAGGUUUUCCCAAGUGUCUAAGCUCAAUUAUAUAUCCUGGCUUGACAUCAAGGGAUACAUAGAGACUAAAAACUUGUCCCCGAGAACAACCUAUGCAGCGUAUUUUGUCUAUCUGCUCACAUCAGAACACGUUACGUGGACACCAAAAAUUUCUAUUACGUCGCGCGUCGCUUAUGAAAAAAGCGCAGUUGCGGUUGAGCGUAGUCUGAUCCUAGACCCUCUAUCUUAUGGAGGCCGCCGUAGUGUGACACUAUACCCUCUAACUUUUGAAGGUAGAGUUGGUCCUCAAGCUCGAUACAGACUUGAUGGGUGGAUUGAGAUUGAGAUGGGUGAGUUCGUCACUGAAGAAGAUAAUGCUACUGUAGUGUGUAGUUUAAUGGAAACUAGUAGUUUCUGUAAGAAAGGCAUCAUUGUGGAAGGCAUUGAGCUUAGGCCAAACAAUGAAGGAUUGAUUCAUUGUGGAAGGCAUUGAGCUUAACUGAGACUCUGCAUUUCACUUAACGUUCGUUCAAAAUAAUCUUCGUUGCUCAUCCAAUUUUAUUGUCAAGUGCUUAACUUAUGACUACACUAUUAUUUCGNNNNAUUUCUCCCUUCAUAUGUUUGGCCGCCAUGUGGCAGAUGCAACAUUAAAAGAGUUUGUUAUCCUUUUAUCACUAGUAGUCACUUUAAAUGACAAA
This is a messenger RNA of Prunus dulcis (almond), 2200 nucleotides long. RefSeq names its product putative F-box protein PP2-B12. The record is from RefSeq and is a predicted model, not a curated record. Lineage: Eukaryota; Viridiplantae; Streptophyta; Magnoliopsida; Rosales; Rosaceae. Bases 1054 to 1995 code for a protein of 313 amino acids. Gene Ontology annotation, molecular function: protein binding. The transcript has 3 exons.